AAAGUGAAACUUAAUUUGCCUCCAUCAGUUCACACUCAGCAACCCAGCAAGUACACGGCGCUCUCCACGCUGCUUUUGUCCCCCCACAAUUCAGCUUUAAAAAGGCAUGGCUUACCCACCCCAGACUCACCAGGUGGUGACGGUCACCCACCAGGGUCCGGGCAGAUGGAGCACCGACCUCUGCGACUGCUGCUCCGAGAUGGGCACCUGUUGCUGUGGGUUGUGGUGCUUCCCCUGCCUGCAGUGUGAGACUGCCAGUAAGUACGGCUGGUGCUGCCUCAUGCCCUGUCUGGACUUCUGCGGCAUCGUGUCCUGCAUACUCCGCUCCAACAUCAGAGAGCGCCACAACAUUCCUGGCUCCGGCUGCGACGACUGCUGCAAGGUGAUGUGGUGCUACCCCUGCGUUUGGUGCCAGAUGAACCGAGAGCUGAAGAUCCGCGCCCGCAAUCCGUCGGGCACCACCGUGGUCACCACUCAGGUCGGCAGGAUUUAGCCUGCAGACGUGGAGGUGGCGUCACGUGGUUCAUACAUUUCAUAUUUUGUCAUUUCACCGUCAUGCAGAGUUACUGAUUGGAGUUUGUUUUGAUGCAAAGAGAAGCGUUUCUGUUGAGCUCUGUUAGUGUGAAUGCAUUUGUUUCAAGUCAACUUUGUUUUUUUUUUUUUUUUUUUUUUUUCCCCCGUUUUUUUAAGAUCUUCUAGGAUUUGAGUGCCACAUUAACGAGUUUGAUAUUUUUCUGAUCUUUGUUACUUAAUAAAAUACUUCCUUCAAGUCUCAA
Messenger RNA from Poecilia latipinna (sailfin molly), 776 nucleotides. RefSeq names its product cornifelin homolog B-like. The transcript is spliced from 4 exons. Lineage: Eukaryota; Metazoa; Chordata; Actinopteri; Cyprinodontiformes; Poeciliidae. The record is from RefSeq and is a predicted model, not a curated record. The coding region runs from base 107 to 493 and encodes 128 amino acids.